Molecule: messenger RNA, 3016 nt
Organism: Talpa occidentalis (Iberian mole)
Lineage: Eukaryota; Metazoa; Chordata; Mammalia; Eulipotyphla; Talpidae
Gene: ATG7
Product: autophagy related 7
Exons: 19
Coding region: 45-2492 (815 amino acids)
Biological process (GO): cellular response to nitrogen starvation; autophagy of mitochondrion; piecemeal microautophagy of the nucleus
Cellular component (GO): phagophore assembly site; cytoplasm
Molecular function (GO): Atg8 activating enzyme activity; Atg12 activating enzyme activity
Source: RefSeq, a predicted model, not a curated record
GUACGCCGCUGUGGUUGCCGGAAAUUGAGCGGCGACCACAAAUCAUGGCGGCAGCGGCGGGGGCUCCUGGGCUCUCCAAGCUGCAGUUUGCCCCCUUUAACAGUGCCUUGGAUGUGGGCUUCUGGCACGAGUUGACCCAGAAGAAGCUGAACGAGUAUCGGCUGGAUGAAGCUCCCAAGGACAUUAAGGGUUAUUACUACAAUGGUGAUUCUGCCGGGCUGCCAGCUCGCUUAACAUUGGAGUUCAGUGCUUUUGACAUGGGUGCUCCCACGCCAGCCCACUGCUGCCCAGCUGUCGGCACGCUGUAUAACACCAACACACUCGAGGCAUUCAAGGCUGCAGAUAAGAAGCUACUUUUGGAACAAGCAGCAAAUGAGAUAUGGGAAUCCAUAAAAUCGGGUGCUGCUCUGGAGAACCCUGUCCUCCUCAACAAGUUCCUUCUCUUGACAUUUGCCGAUCUGAAGAAGUACCACUUCUAUUAUUGGUUUUGUUGCCCUGCUCUCUGCCUUCCAGAGAGUAUACCCCUCAUUCAGGGACCAGUAGGCUUGCAGCAGAGGUUUUCACCAAAACAGAUUCAAGCCCUGGAGGGUGCAUAUGAUGAUCUUUGUCAAAAAGAAGGGGUCCCAGCCCUACCUUACUUCUUAAUCAAGUAUGAUGACAACGUGGUGCUGGUUUCCUUGCUUAAACACUACAGCGAUUUCUUCCAAGGUCAAAGGACAAAGAUAACAAUCGGUGUAUAUGAUCCCUGUAACUUAGCCCAGUACCCUGGAUGGCCUCUGAGGAACUUUCUGGUCCUUGCAGCCCACAGAUGGAGUAGCAGUUUCCAGUAUGUUGAAGUCCUCUGCUUCCGGGACCGCACCAUGCAGGGCGUUAGAGACGUGGCUCACAGCAUCAUCUUCGAAGUGAAGCUUCCAGAAAUGGCAUUUAGCCCAGAUUGUCCCAAAGCGGUCGGUUGGGAAAAGAAUCAGAAAGGAGGCAUGGGACCGAGGAUGGUGAACCUCAGCGAGUGCAUGGACCCUAAAAGGUUAGCUGAGUCAUCAGUGGAUCUAAAUCUCAAACUGAUGUGUUGGAGGUUGGUCCCCACUUUGGACUUAGACAAGGUCGUGUCCGUAAAGUGUCUGCUGCUCGGAGCCGGCACCCUAGGCUGUAAUGUAGCCCGGACCCUGAUGGGCUGGGGCGUCAGACACAUCACUUUUGUGGACAAUGCCAAGAUCUCCUACUCCAAUCCUGUGAGGCAGCCUCUCUAUGAAUUUGAAGAUUGCCUUGCAGGUGGGAAGCCCAAGGCGCUGGCUGCAGCAGAACGGCUUCAGAAAAUAUUCCCUGGAGUGAAUGCCAGAGGGUUCAACAUGAGCAUCCCCAUGCCCGGACACCCAGUGAACUUCUCCAGUGUCACCCUGGAGCAAGCCCGCAGGGACGUGGAGCAGCUGGAGCAGCUGAUCGAAAGUCAUGACGUCGUCUUUCUGCUGAUGGACACCCGGGAGAGCCGGUGGCUGCCUGCUGUCAUUGCUGCCAGCAAGAGAAAGCUGGUCAUCAACGCUGCCUUGGGCUUUGAUACCUUUGUGGUCAUGAGACAUGGUCUGAAGAAACCUAAGCAGCAGGAGGCUGGGGACUUGUGCUCCAACCACCCCGCGGCACCCUCUGACCUUCUGGGCUCAUCGCUUUUUGCCAACAUCCCUGGCUACAAGCUUGGCUGCUAUUUCUGCAAUGAUGUGGUGGCUCCAGGAGAUUCCACUAGAGACCGAACCUUAGACCAGCAGUGCACUGUGAGCCGCCCAGGACUGGCCAUGAUCGCAGGGGCCUUGGCAGUGGAAUUGAUGGUUUCCGUUUUGCAGCAUCCAGAAGGGGGCUACGCCGUGGCCAGCAGCAGUGACGACCGCAUGAAUGAGCCUCCCACCUCUCUGGGGCUCGUGCCUCACCAGAUCCGGGGAUUUCUGUCACGGUUUGAUAAUGUCCUUCCCGUCAGCCUGGCAUUUGACAAAUGUACGGCUUGUUCUUCCAAAGUUCUUGAUCAAUAUGAACGAGAAGGAUUUAAUUUCCUAGCGAAGGUGUUUAACUCUUCACAUUCCUUCUUAGAAGACUUGACUGGACUUACAUUGCUGCAUCAAGAGACUCAAGCUGCUGAGAGAUGGAAACGGGCUGAAGGUUCCAAGCUUGUGUCUGGUUUGGCCUUUCUGGUAACCGGCCCCUCGCCUGCAGCAGCAGGCCCCCCCGGGAGUCGCCUGCCGAGAGCAGAAGACACUCUCGUCACCCAUAAAUUUCAUGGGAUUAGCUAUUUCAGGAACCAGGUUCAAAGACCAAGCAGAAGGACAGAAGAUGCUCCUAGCACCUUCAUCGGUGAGGGAAUUGCAAAGGAUUCACGAGCUCUGGCCAGGAGCCCGGGACAAAGACCAAAAUAUAUAUAUUUCUUUUGUUUAGUUGUUCUUCUUUUAUUCACUUGCUUAUGUGUUAAACAGGUAUCUCUGAACUCUUCCUUUGGGCUAGACCCUGGCUAGAUACGAGGGCACAGAUGAAAGAACUCUUGACUUCAGGGAGUUUCCAGCCUAACCAUCUCCCUCCUUUUUUCUUCCUUACUAGACCUGUCGGCUUUGAUCCUUCGGCGCCCUGCCCUUCUUUAGAUUCCCCUCUCUCGGGCAAGCAGUCAUAUAAAAGCUUCCCCGUGAAGCUUUUCCAGAACAGCCUUAUCUCUGUCUUUCCAUUUUUCCCACCGUAAAACAGAGCUAGCGGUAGUUCCACAGACUGCCAUAAGGUGAAAGCGGAAAAGGGAUGGUGCCUUUCAGGAAAAAUGUCAGCAGGUGACGACGUUUUACCUAGUUCUGGGUCAGCCCAGAGAACUUUCUUUUUUUGUUUGGGGGUCUUUGUGUUUUUUUAAUAAUGGCUUUUAUUUUUUUAAAGACUUAUUUAUUUAUGCAUACAAGAACUGGGGCACAGGCCAGAGAUGUGGGGGUGAGAGGAUUCACCAGAGACAGAGUGGGGAACAGAACAGGCAGAUUGACCGAAGCGCACUGGUGAGGGGAGC